Molecule: messenger RNA, 8809 nt
Organism: Cladocopium goreaui
Lineage: Eukaryota; Dinophyceae; Suessiales; Symbiodiniaceae
Source: the annotation of a GenBank genome assembly
GUGUGUUGACUAUCUCCAGACGACACGGUCAGUGGAAUGCCUCAACCUGACCUACCGAGAUGAGAGUUUUUCUGACCACAAAAUUUUGCAGGGUACUUUUACAGCUGCUUGCAAUGUGGAUCCAGCAAUGCGAAUGAUAGGGACAAGGUCUUUUUUGCCUGGCAAUGUGAGUCUUAACGACUGGACAACAGCUCUUGACAAAGCGUGGGAACAUGUGAGGGUGCCCCGCGAGAGCAAUACUGAACAGGAAUGGUUGGAGUUCAAUCAAAUGGCUGAAGCAGCAUCUAUGCGUGCAUUGGAAAGUUUGAAUGUGCAAAAGGCGCGGCCACCUUGCAUCCGUCCAAAGGGCAGCCUUCCUGUCUUCGCUGCUCCAUCCACUGACGUGGAUUUCAAAAGCAACUGCAAAACCUUUCGUUGGCGUAAACUUGCCAAACUGCUUGGUCGCAUCAGGGAAUAUCAACGCCAACUUUAUGCUGGUCGAAGUCCUCAACACUUGUUGCAGAACAUCAAGCGCACGUGGCCGAAUAGCCUUGCUUUCUCUGCUGAUUGGACAAUCAAUGAGCAAAGAGUGGAAGAUGAAAUGCAAGCCGUUGCUGAAUUUGCCAAGCAGCAGAGGCUAGACACUUGGAAGCGGAACAUGCUGAAAGGUGGCCGUGAGGCCACAAAAUGGUUGAACAAUCAUGCCAAUGUUGUUUCGCCUUCUCUCUUGUAUGACAGUGGUGGGCGGCGCGUGUCUACAUAUGGUCCGAACGAUAGCCUUGAGCAACUCAAAGGUUUCUGGGACUCUAUUUGGUAUCGAUACAGCAAUGUCGAUCUGGACUUCGCUUUGCAGCAGUGGCAGCGGGAGGGGCGCCGAUCCCAGUUAGACUCCUUCAACAUCAAUGCUCAAGAUUUGUGGAUGAGCGCGCGCAAAUCUUCUGGUUCCAGCGCGGGACCGGACGGUUGGACUGGAGACGAAGUUGCCGCCUGGCCGCUUCGUUCACCUGCCAAAAGAAAUGUCUGCGAAGAUGGUGGUGCAGUGCACGUCUCGAACAUGCGCCCAAUUUGUGUGCAAUCUAUCCUUUGGAGAGUGGUUGCUUCAAGUAUCACACGUCAUGCCAACGUCACUCGAUGGUUGCAGCAAGUCCUACCACCUGAAGCUCACGGUGGUAUUCCUGGCCGUGGCAUUGACACAGCGGUCUCUUCUUUGGAAGAGGCAUUCCAAAAGAGAAGUUCCAUUUUGGUGACUAUGGACUACAGUAAGUGCUUUGACAUGGUUGCUCCUCGUCUGGCUUUAAAGACUUUGGAAGCGGCUGGUUUCCCUGAUGUUUGGUGUGCCAUGUUGAGCCAUGUGUGGCUGGAUCAACACCGCUGGCUUCAGUUGGGUCAAAACUUUUUGCCCCAAGCUUCAAUUGUCUCAGAAAGUCUCCCCCAGGGUGACUCCUUCUCGCCUUUGACUCUGAAUGUUUUGCUGUCCUCUCCAGUACGGGAUGUGGCUCUGCAGGAACAACGUACAAACUUUGUCCAAGCUGUUUUUCUUGAUGACAGGACCUAUGUGGCAGUCAAUCCGUCGCAGGCGCGCCGCGUCUUUUUGACUUGGGAGUGGUGGAGCAAGGUCUUGGGCCUUCGUGAGAACAUGUCCAAGCUGAAGAUCAUUUCACGUCAAAAGGCUCAACAUGCUGAACUUCUGCAGGUGGGUUUUCCUCGGCAAACGCUGACCUCACAAGCAAGGGUGUUGGGCAUCGAUUUUUGUGAUCGUUUGAAUAUGGCUUCUCGUUCUACGGCAAAUAAGCGUGUUCAGGCUGCUGAGCUUCAAGCACGGAGACUCUGCAAAACCAAAGCGGUGCCUCUUCAGGCCAAGAAAAUGUUGUGGCGGACUCGCAUUGUCCCCAAGGCAGCAUGGGGGUGUUUCUUUCACAUGCCAAAGAUGACCUCCCUGCAGGCUGCUUAUCGCAAGUUCAUGUUUGUGCACGCACUGGGCUCACCUGAUUUGAGAUGUAUUUUGGAUGGGCACACUUCUGACCUUCAUUUCGUGGCUGGCUCUCUAGUUGCAAGCGCUUUGCGCAAAAUGGCCAUCUCGGGCCGUGUCCGCUGGUAUGAGCAGCCAAAAUGCGGUACAUGGUUGCACACCGUUCAAAGGUGGCUUUCAGAGUUUGGGUGGCAGGUCGCUGGACCUUGGAAAUGGUGUCAUGCUGCAUGUCGGCUCUCUAUGGACUGGAUGGAACUCCUCGAUAUGCCCAACCAGGAACCUAGUGUCCUAGCCUGGGACCACUUAUGCUGGUACUGCGGUGCCUUUGAUGAAGUGAGACCUGCAAUUCCGCAGGAUUUGAUGCAGAGACGUUUAGGUACUCGAGCCGGCGACAGCAGCGCCUCCAAGCGGGUGCCGGCGGGCCGUUCUACGGUGCAGAAUGCUGCUGCAAAGGCUGGGUUGUGUCAAGGUGGGGCCGUCACAGGUGGCUCAAACAAACUGCUGGCAAUUUUGUCCAAGUGCUUAGCAGAAUACGAAAGUGAAAGUGAUCCCGCUGCAAAUGGUGUGGAUAGUGAACAACAGUUGCUGGAGGAACUACAAAAGCUGGUUCAGAGACAGCCAAAAAAUUUGUUGCAAGAGCUGAAAGCACUGGUGGCGAAGUUCACUCGUGCAGAAGCUGAGAAAAGACACAGUCACUGGAAUGGUGCCUCAUUGCAACCCAAAAACGAUUGGGUUACAGUUGUCCGUGGCAAGCCCAAAAAACCCACGAACGCAGAGAAAGGACCGGCAGUGAACCAACAGCUGCCGGGAAAGUUGAGAGCAGAUGACUGGAAUGCCAAGAUAGCUCAAACGUCAGAUGAGCUUGAGAAGCUGUUGCAGACAGAGAAAAAAGUUGUGCUCGCUCCUGUGAAGAGCGAUUUUGCGGCCGACAUGUGGGCACUUCUUAAAGCUUUCCCAACUGCCAAAGCCACACUUGUUUUGCCAGAGUCCUUUCCGGUGCAUGAGUUGUCCACUAGUUUAGAUUCCACAAGCUGCAUUGCGAGAGUGCCUAUGCUGGUGCGAGGAGCUAUUGUGCAACCGAAAGUUUGUUUGCUGAAAAAAGGAGGCGCGGAUGCGCCGCAAUUUGACCGGAAAGAAGUGUCAAUCAAAAGUGAUGGGAAAAAAGUUGAGACGGUAGUUUUGCGAGCAGCCACCCACAGAGAUUUGGUGGCCAAUUUUGAAAGAUUACAGCGAAAUCCCGGACAAUCUGUCCGCUCCUGGAUUCAAUGGUCAAAGAGUUGUCCCUUAACUCAAGUUGGGGACACAUGGGGAUGGAACUUGUCAGGUCAAAUCGUUUCUGGUGUAAUGAGAGUUGACCUGAGAGCAGUCCCUGCGCUACUGCGAGCUAGUGGCCAACGCCAUCAGUGUCAUCGUUGGUAUUUUGAGCCACUGCGUUUUGAUGCUCCUUUGUCCAAGCCAUUUGACAAACUCCCUGAGACACAUUGGGUACAGGAUGUGAGUUUGACUAUGGAACAGAAAGCAGCCAAAGCUGAAAAACAAGCAGUUUUGUCUGACCUGGGUGUUAGACUUGGCACCCGACAUGUAGGUGUACGGCAGAUUCCUUCUUCAAGCAAUUCGCCAAGGCCUCGUAUUUGGAAAGCCACUGGGAUACCCCGCUUUAUGGGGGUGGAAGACAUUGAAAACGUGCUCACUUCUGCGGGUUUUUCUGAUUUUGAACCUUUGGAAAAAUUCCGUUGGAGACAAUACACUGGAUAUACUUUCAAAGCUUUGCGGUCUGACGACAAAGAUGUUUUGACUGUCAAAUAUGGUGAGACUCCCAUUGAAGUCUGUACUCAAGGGCGACGACAGCAGCAGCGUCGUGUGACUAUGCCUUUGCCAGGUGAACGACGUGUCCAUUUUGGUCGCAAAGAGCACACUGCAUCAGCGGUGGAAGUCGAAGAACAAGAAGUGCCUGCUACAAUUCCAGACACACCCAUGGAAGAAAAGGAUGAGGACGAUGCUGGAAUGGAGGGAGCUACAAAACGAGCUCAAAGCACUUCACCUGAGAAACAGCCACCGAAAAAGCUGAAGGCUGAUACCAGCCUCCGAGGUUUUACCGAAAGAAGCAACCCUGGAAAUGGCGACUGCCUUUUUUGGUCGCUCUCACAAAGUUUGGAACAUGCAGGCGCCAGUAGCAAAACGCCUUUGCAAUGCCGAGCAGCAUGUGUUGCACACCUCACCAAGUAUGCUGAGGCUUACAGUCGGCACUGGGAUGGCUGUCACCCUCAGCAGGGUGACCAUGUUAUGCAAGAGCGCAAGUUCGAACAGUACUUGGAAGAAGUGGGAAAACCCCAAGCCUGGGGCAGUGCGCUUGAAGUCACUGCUUUUUCCAAUACGCAAGACAGACCCAUCUACGUUGUUUCUCCUGCUGAUGACAUGGUAUAUGUUUUCAAUCGAAACGGGCAGCGAAAAGCUUUGUUUUUGAAGUAUGACAAAAGCAGCCAGCACUACACGAGCUUGAUCCCAGACUCUGCUGAGUCGCCACCAAGCUUCACCACUGUGUGCGACGGUCCUCAUGUUGGCCUUCGUGGUGCGGCAAAGUCUUCUUCUGCUGGCACAAGAAUAAGCGUCCAGAAGAAGCUCAAGCAAAAGCUGGAGACACAGUCAGCUGGAACAAGAACUUCCGUCCGGAAGCGUUUGGGUGGACGAAUUCGACCUGGGGAAAAUCAGUCCAUAUCCUCAGCGUUUCAUUCUCAAGCACCUCCUCCUUUGACAAGAGGCACCAAUGGCCGAGGUCAUGAUGGCCCUCCAGAUUCCCUGAGCGAAGUUUGCACGUGGCACUGUCCUGUUUGUAUGCGGACACUCCGAGCAAAGCAGUUCUCUUUGCUAUCUAAAAAGCGAAACGGACAUAUCAGAAAUGUUCAUCCCAACAUGCCAAAGUCAUCCUUUCAUACUUUGAGGACGCACUAUGAUCCUGUCCCUACCCGACCUGUUGGUGAACUUCCUCGCCAAGGUGUUUGGAUCUGUGAAUACUGUGGUCAAGGGCUGCCAUCGAUGCCUGAGCCCCAAAAGAGGUUGAGCAUUACGUGUCACUUCAAGCAAUGCGGUCAGGCUCCAAGAAAUGCAACAAGGAACACAAAUGCAAAGAAAAGAAGACGUAGCAAAGCUGGAUGGAUGGGACAUAAUUUCGUCCAAAACUGCAGAGAAGAGUGCCGUGUGUACGGGGAAACAACCGGGCACACCCUUGUCUAUUGUCCUGGCGAUAAAGAGCGUUAUUCUACGGUGGUCUGCUCUGCUUGCACGCGUUUCUGGAAUUCCCUGGCCGAUGUCAAGAGAUAUGCAGACAAAAUCAACAAACAGAAAGGAGUUAAGUGCCCUGGAAACCGAGGCCGCCGUCAACAACUUCGCAGGAAAAGCACUCUUCAAUUGUGGUCCAACUACCCUACUUGGAGGCAACGUUUGGCAAAGGCGUGGUGUUUGCUGCCCGAAGAGCGCAACCUUUUGAAUUCUGUGCCCAAUGACUUUACAAAGGUUGCCCAAGAAAAUGGUCACCAAGUUGUUUCGAUGCCGGACUUCCGCACAACAGCUGGUUAUGGUGUUACCGCAUAUGCAUGCAAAUCUUGUGCACAGAUGUGGUGUAGUCCAAGUGCGUUCUUUGGAAGAAUCAGACAAGGAUGCAAUGUGAAAUGCCCUGGGAAAAAAGGCAGAGCUGUUUUGUUGAAUAGCAGAAAGCGGCGGCAAAACUGGCAACAAUGGUCACCAAAGCAAAGGAAGCUUUUGACGCAGGCCUGGCGGCUCCAGCGGCAUGAGCAAGAUGUCUUGAAGCAGCCAGCCCUACAGAAAACCAGGUGGCAACGUAGGCUGGUGGAGGACGGCGACAUUGAGGAGAAUCCUGGCCCGUGUUGUCUUUUUUGGUGCCUCAAUGUCCGUGGUCGUGAAGGUGCUUAUCGUUUCCUGGAUUUACUGGCAGCUGAAAAGAACAAGCCGCAUGUUGUGGCUUUGCAAGAAACAAACAUGGAUGAGCGUGAAGCCCAGCAGUUUUCACGUUUUGCAAUGGCUCGUGGAUACAGGUCCUGGCACGUUACUUUACCACCUCGGCUUGAUGCUCGUGGAAAUGAGCUUCAGAGGCGCGGUGUGUGCCUCUUGGCCCGGAAGGAUGUGCGCGCUACGCACCAGUGUGGCAGCUCAACUGAAUUUGGCGAAUUUUUGGCAGUGGAUUUUUGCACUUUCAUGGUCAUCAAUGUCUAUCAACGGCCACGCACAGCCGCAACGGGUAUGCAUUCUGAAUUGCAUGAUGUUGUGACUGCACAGCAACAUGGUUUUCCUAUUAUUAUGAUGGGUGAUUGGAACGAACCUCCUCCUUCGAAGAGCGAUGAUUUUCUUCUCUGGUAUGUGCAUGAGGAGGGUCAACCUGUCGCGAGCAGAUGGGAUGGGGAUAGGUGUGUUGACUAUCUCCAGACGACACGGUCAGUGGAAUGCCUCAACCUGACCUACCGAGAUGAGAGUUUUUCUGACCACAAAAUUUUGCAGGGUACUUUUACAGCUGCUUGCAAUGUGGAUCCAGCAAUGCGAAUGAUAGGGACAAGGUCUUUUUUGCCUGGCAAUGUGAGUCUUAACGACUGGACAACAGCUCUUGACAAAGCGUGGGAACAUGUGAGGGUGCCCCGCGAGAGCAAUACUGAACAGGAAUGGUUGGAGUUCAAUCAAAUGGCUGAAGCAGCAUCUAUGCGUGCAUUGGAAAGUUUGAAUGUGCAAAAGGCGCGGCCACCUUGCAUCCGUCCAAAGGGCAGCCUUCCUGUCUUCGCUGCUCCAUCCACUGACGUGGAUUUCAAAAGCAACUGCAAAACCUUUCGUUGGCGUAAACUUGCCAAACUGCUUGGUCGCAUCAGGGAAUAUCAACGCCAACUUUAUGCUGGUCGAAGUCCUCAACACUUGUUGCAGAACAUCAAGCGCACGUGGCCGAAUAGCCUUGCUUUCUCUGCUGAUUGGACAAUCAAUGAGCAAAGAGUGGAAGAUGAAAUGCAAGCCGUUGCUGAAUUUGCCAAGCAGCAGAGGCUAGACACUUGGAAGCGGAACAUGCUGAAAGGUGGCCGUGAGGCCACAAAAUGGUUGAACAAUCAUGCCAAUGUUGUUUCGCCUUCUCUCUUGUAUGACAGUGGUGGGCGGCGCGUGUCUACAUAUGGUCCGAACGAUAGCCUUGAGCAACUCAAAGGUUUCUGGGACUCUAUUUGGUAUCGAUACAGCAAUGUCGAUCUGGACUUCGCUUUGCAGCAGUGGCAGCGGGAGGGGCGCCGAUCCCAGUUAGACUCCUUCAACAUCAAUGCUCAAGAUUUGUGGAUGAGCGCGCACAAAUCUUCUGGUUCCAGCGCGGGACCGGACGGUUGGACUGGAGACGAAGUUGCCGCCUGGCCGCUUCGUGCUUGGCAGGUGUAUGCCAAGUUGCUGGCCCGUUGGCAGGCACGUCGACAAUGGCCUGAAGCAUGGAAACAUGUGAGGCAGGUUCACCUGCCAAAAGAAAUGUCUGCUGAAGAUGGUGGUGCAGUGCACGGCUCGAACAUGCGCCCAAUUUGUGUGCAAUCUAUCCUUUGGAGAGUGGUUGCUUCAAGUAUCACACGUCAUGCCAACGUCACUCGAUGGUUGCAGCAAGUCCUACCACCUGAAGCUCACGGUGGUAUUCCUGGCCGUGGCAUUGACACAGCGGUCUCUUCUUUGGAAGAGGCAUUCCAAAAGAGAAGUUCCAUUUUGGUGACUAUGGACUACAGUAAGUGCUUUGACAUGGUUGCUCCUCGUCUGGCUUUAAAGACUUUGGAAGCGGCUGGUUUCCCUGAUGUUUGGUGUGCCAUGUUGAGCCAUGUGUGGCUGGAUCAACACCGCUGGCUUCAGUUGGGUCAAAACUUUUUGCCCCAAGCUUCAAUUGUCUCAGAAAGUCUCCCCCAGGGUGACUCCUUCUCGCCUUUGACUCUGAAUGUUUUGCUGUCCUCUCCAGUACGGGAUGUGGCUCUGCAGGAACAACGUACAAACUUUGUCCAAGCUGUUUUUCUUGAUGACAGGACCUAUGUGGCAGUCAAUCCGUCGCAGGCGCGCCGCAUCUUUUUGACUUGGGAGUGGUGGAGCAAGGUCUUGGGCCUUCGUGAGAACAUGUCCAAGCUGAAGAUCAUUUCACGUCAAAAGGCUCAACAUGCUGAACUUCUGCAGGUGGGUUUUCCUCGGCAAACGCUGACCUCACAAGCAAGGGUGUUGGGCAUCGAUUUUUGUGAUCGUUUGAAUAUGGCUUCUCGUUCUACGGCAAAUAAGCGUGUUCAGGCUGCUGAGCUUCAAGCACGGAGACUCUGCAAAACCAAAGCGGUGCCUCUUCAGGCCAAGAAAAUGUUGUGGCGGACUCGCAUUGUCCCCAAGGCAGCAUGGGGGUGUUUCUUUCACAUGCCAAAGAUGACCUCCCUGCAGGCUGCUUAUCGCAAGUUCAUGUUUGUGCACGCACUGGGCUCACCUGAUUUGAGAUGUAUUUUGGAUGGGCACACUUCUGACCUUCAUUUCGUGGCUGGCUCUCUAGUUGCAAGCGCUUUGCGCAAAAUGGCCAUCUCGGGCCGUGUCCGCUGGUAUGAGCAGCCAAAAUGCGGUACAUGGUUGCACACCGUUCAAAGGUGGCUUUCAGAGUUUGGGUGGCAGGUCGCUGGACCUUGGAAAUGGUGUCAUGCUGCAUGUCGGCUCUCUAUGGACUGGAUGGAACUCCUCGAUAUGCCCAACCAGGAGCGUUUCAAGUUUUUGCUGGAUAAAUUUGAUCAUGGUAUUCGUGAAACAUGGAGGUUUACGCAUUUUUCUGCUUGGCUGAAGAGUAAACGUCGAGAUGCGACAGCACUCAGAGGAUUUGUUUUUUUACGAUGA